AUGCGCCCGCUUGUCUUGGCCCCCUCACUCACAGCCCCCGUGGCGGCUCUUCCCUCCUCUCACAAAGGCCCAUCUGACAGCAGCUCCAGCCUCCCCCGGAAUCAGGUGCCUGAAUGGGCAGCCUACUACAUCAAUUACAAGGGCCUCAAGAAACUCAUCAAAGGCGCCGCCGAACGGGCCAAGUCCGGCCAGGAGGUUGAUCUUGCAGGAUUCUUUUAUGAACUGGACCGCAACCUGGAAGAUGUCGACUUUUUCUACAACAAGAAAUUCGGCGAUGCCGUUCGCCGUCUGAAUCUGCUCCACGACAGAUAUGGCCGGGUUCCCGAUGUCGUGUCUACUCUCGAUGAGGAUGAGAUCAGCGAACUCAUGGGCGCCCUGAUUGACCUUCGCACGCAGCUCAGGAACCUCGUCUGGUUUGGUGAGAUUAACCGCAGAGGCUUCGUUAAGAUCACCAAGAAGCUCGACAAGAAGGUCCCGGAGACAAGCACCCAGCACCGCUAUCUCUCUACCAAGGUCGACGUUCUCCCCUUCGCCAAAGACGGCCACGCCAUGCGGCUCCUGGGCGAGAUCAACAAAUGGCUCUCUGUUCUCUCAGAGGCUCAGACCCUGUCCCUUGAUGAUUCCAGGUCUGACCGCUCGACUCGGUCGUUGGGUCGAGCCUCUGCGAAAGCCAUGCUUACGCUGCCCCAAGCCCUCCUCGACAACCUCGAUCACGCCAUUCGGAGCGACAACGUCGAAGUGCUGCAGAGAACCCUUGAGGAAGGCAAGGUGGCGGCUGACUCCUCGUCCCAGAGCCUCAUGCUCAACCUCCUGCAGCGCUCAGUCUCGGCGCGGUCAAGGACUAGCAUCGCAUACCUGCUGAAGCAGGUGCGCACUCUGCAGGAGCCUGAUGACAUCAACGGCCGCACCUGCAUCCACCGGCUGGUCAUUCACAUCGGUCGUGCCAAGGUGCCGUCACCCUCACAGGAGCCCACGGCAUAUCCGUUCCCUGUCGGUACGCAUUUUACCUCUCAGUACAUACAGCCAGCUGUCUCGCCUUCGAGCCUUACCAGGGUCCUAAACGAGAAUGAAACCAAACUUCUGCACAAGGACGACGAGGCCGUGCAGCUCCUCAUUUUCCUCCUUGACCACUUAUCGCCAGAGCAGCAGGCAGGGCUCAUUUUGAAGGACUCUUUCGGUCGUCUUCCGCUGCACUAUGCGGCGCAGUAUGGCUUUGUUGUUGUGUGCCAAAUCAUCAUGGCCAAGAUGCAAGAAUGGGGGCAGUUCAAUGUCGAGGAUGGCAUAGAUGCAGAGAAGUGGCAGGAUAAGGAAGGCUACGCCCCGUUGCACCUCAGCGUCAUUGGCGGUCACCCUCUCACAACGAAAGCUCUCCUGCAAGGCGAAGACUGGCAGGGCGUCCACGAGAACAAGACAGAAAUGAGGAAGAAGAUCGCAAAGUCUGGCGCGGUAUUAGCCCUCGCCACCAAGUUCAACUACAAAGUCAUCGUCGAGAUGCUCGUGGAGGCUGGUGUCGACAUCAACUGGCGCGACAAGACUGGCGAGACGGCGCUCCAUCUCGCUGCACGCUUCGGCCACGAUGACUGCGCAAAAGUCCUCCUCAAGGGGACCAGCGAGCAGAAGGCCGACACGGAGAUCAUGGAGAGCACGUACAGCUGGACGCCACUCCAUGUUGCUGCUGUUGAUGGUCAUCUAGCCAUGGUCCAGCUGUUGAUCGAUGCUGGCGCGAAAAUCACCAAGCCCGAUUCAUCCGGCUGGACUGCCAAAGAGCAUGCUGCGCUGAGAGGACACCUGGACAUUGCUAGGCUGCUCGCGACCAGCGCUCCGGAGAAUCUCGAUGCCCCGAGUCCUUCUUUGAAGCCCAUUAGCGAAAGUCCGAAUGGCGGGAGUCGGCCGUCUUCCCCUGAGCUGUCCUCCAUUGAUGGACGCAAGUCCAACGGCGCGGCUCGCCCCGCUGAACCUGUGAAGACAUUCGGGCAUCGCUACUUGACCAAUGAGAGUUUGGUCUUGCUUGAGCGCGUGCCACUUAACGAGGCUCACCUGACACAACUGGAUACGGCUCUAUCUAUUGUGGUCUCAGCAAGCGGCGCGACUGGUGAGCCGACCAUCAUUGAUUUGCCUGUGCAUGAGAACAUCAGCACCGAGCCCAUUGUGUUCAUGGCAGGCGACAUCACCAAGGUCAAGCUCAUGUUCGACAUUGUUCCCACGUACUCGGGCAAUGAGAAAAACAAAAUUGGACGAGCCGUGGCCCUCCUGUCCUCUAUCAAACCGACGAUUGGCCUCAAGAGGAUGAACCUGCAAGGCGAUGUCUGCGUGCCCAUCAUGGGAGCCAAUCUGGAGGUCAUUGGCACGGUCAACUUUAACUUCCUCGUGGUAACGCCCUUCUCUCAUCCCAACAUGGAGAUCAACUCUCACCAAACCUAUUGGAAGAAACUGACAUCGACAAUGGUGAUCGGCCAUCGAGGACUUGGCAAGAACCUGACGUCCAACAAGUCCCUUCAGCUAGGCGAGAACACAGUCCCUUCGUUCAUUGCGGCUGCUAAUCUUGGAGCAAACUAUGUUGAGUUUGACGUACAACUGACCAAGGACCACGUCCCUGUCAUCUACCAUGACUUCCUCGUCAGUGAAACGGGCAUUGACGCACCAGUCCAUACCCUGACGCUUGAGCAAUUUCUCCACAUCAACCCCGACGCCAAGCGCCACAAUGUCCAUGAGCUGGUUCAUGAGUCGAUUCAGAAGAUGCGGGUUCACGGCAAUGGACCUGGGCCGCGGCAACGGUCACAAUCUAUGGGCUUUGUGGGCGAGCAAAACACGGUUCUGGAUGAGCGCAUGAAGCACACCCGUGACUUCAAGGAGAAGGGAUACAAAGCCAAUUCGCGUGCUCAACUCCUUCUGCGACACGGUCCUGUCAAAGGUCUACGACCUCGCGGAAAACAGGCAGAUCAUUUUCAGCUCUUUCAACCCGGACAUUUGCCUCUGUCUCAGCUUUAA
Verticillium alfalfae VaMs.102 is the source of this 2988-nucleotide messenger RNA. RefSeq names its product glycerophosphodiester phosphodiesterase GDE1. Gene Ontology annotation, molecular function: glycerophosphocholine phosphodiesterase activity; protein binding. The transcript is spliced from 4 exons. Bases 1 to 2988 code for a protein of 995 amino acids. Gene Ontology annotation, biological process: glycerophospholipid catabolic process. The record is from RefSeq and is a predicted model, not a curated record. Lineage: Eukaryota; Fungi; Ascomycota; Sordariomycetes; Glomerellales; Plectosphaerellaceae.